GCGGGAGCAGACGGCGGCGGCCGCGGAACGCGCACCAUGGCUCGGGGCUCGCUGUGCCGGCUGCUGCGGCUCCUCGUGCUGGGGCUCGGGCUGGCGCUGGUGGGCGCGGCGGCCGGGGAGCGGGCGCCAGGCACCGCCCCCUGCUCUCGCGGCAGCUCCUGGAGCGCGGACCUCGACAAGUGCAUGGACUGCGCGUCGUGUCCCGCGCGGCCGCACAGCGACUUCUGUCUGGGCUGCGCGGCGGCCCCCCCGGCCCACUUCCGGCUGCUGUGGCCCAUCCUGGGGGGAGCCCUGAGCCUGGUGCUGGUGCUGGGGCUGCUUUCGGGCUUCCUGGUCUGGAGACGGUGCCGCAGGAGAGAGAAGUUCACUACCCCCAUCGAGGAGACCGGCGGGGAGGGCUGCCCCGGCGUGGCGUUGAUCCAGUGAUGGCAAGACCCCUGCCGGCCGGGGCCACGCCCACUCACCACUCAUUCAUUCUGGAGCCAGCCCCCACCAGCCGCCCAGACACAGCCCGUGCCCAGCCCCGCCAGUGGGGGAGGGGGCAGGCAGGUUGUGGGGAUGUGUCACCUCUCCGGGGCCUGAGGCCAGGGUUCAGGGGAUCCUUUUGAGGUGUUGACUGCUUUGUCUCUGGCUCCAGGACAGAAAAGAAGCCCCAUCCUGGCUUACCCAAAACAGCUGACACUAAGGAACUGCAGCAUUUGCACAUGGGGGGGCUCCCCCAUCCCGAUGCCCUGAGAGGCCUGGCUGACUUGAGGGUCACACACAACACUAGGCCCAUCCUACCCAGAUGUACUGAAACUCCACCACGGGGUCUCAGCCUGGGGGCUUAGGGAUCUGUUUUUUAAUGCUAGGGGCUGGCCCUCUAGGGGGACCCCUACCAGCCCCCAAAAAAGGGGAGAUAUUUAUUUUGGGGAGAAAGUGGGAGGAGGAGACGGUAAAAUUUAUUAAUAAAAGAACCUUUAACUUUAAA
This is a messenger RNA of Choloepus didactylus (southern two-toed sloth), 970 nucleotides long. It is a transcript of the gene TNFRSF12A, whose product is annotated as TNF receptor superfamily member 12A. The coding region runs from base 37 to 426 and encodes 129 amino acids. Gene Ontology annotation, molecular function: protein binding. The transcript has 4 exons. Gene Ontology annotation, cellular component: plasma membrane. NCBI's taxonomy places the organism in Eukaryota, Metazoa, Chordata, Mammalia, Pilosa, Megalonychidae. Gene Ontology annotation, biological process: positive regulation of apoptotic process. The record is from RefSeq and is a predicted model, not a curated record.